Messenger RNA from Rhododendron vialii, 1201 nucleotides. RefSeq names its product coatomer subunit epsilon-1. Gene Ontology annotation, molecular function: structural molecule activity; protein binding. The coding region runs from base 1 to 870 and encodes 289 amino acids. NCBI's taxonomy places the organism in Eukaryota, Viridiplantae, Streptophyta, Magnoliopsida, Ericales, Ericaceae. The transcript has 7 exons. The record is from RefSeq and is a predicted model, not a curated record. Gene Ontology annotation, biological process: endoplasmic reticulum to Golgi vesicle-mediated transport; retrograde vesicle-mediated transport, Golgi to endoplasmic reticulum; intra-Golgi vesicle-mediated transport. Gene Ontology annotation, cellular component: COPI vesicle coat.
AUGGCGGCACCAGACUUGCUGUUCGGCCUGCGGAACAACUUCUACCUGGGCGCCUACCAAGCCGCCAUCAACAACAGCGACGUCCCUAACCUCUCCCCCGACGACGCUGUCGAACGGGACUGCCUCGUCUACAGAUCCUACAUUGCCCUCGGCAGCUACCAGCUUGUUAUCAACGAGAUCGAUUCGUCGGCCGCGACGCCUCUCCAAGCGGUGAAGUUGCUAGCAAUGUACCUGUCAAGUCCCACUAAUAAGGAAACUACGAUUUCAAGUCUCCAUGAGUGGUUGGGAGAUCCAGCCAUUGGAAACAAUCCGAUCUUACGGCUUAUUGCUGGGAUCAUUUUCCUUCAUGAACAAGACUAUAAUGAAGCUUUGAAACACACCAAUGUUGGAGGAACUAUGGACUUGCAUGCAUUGAACGUUCAAAUAUUCCUUAAGAUGCACAGAUCAGAUUAUGCAGAGAAACAGUUGAGGGUCAUGCAACAGAUUGAUGAGGACCAUACACUAACUCAACUUGCAAGUGCAUGGCUAAACUUGGCAGUGGGUGGCUCCAAGAUACAAGAAGCAUAUCUUAUCUUCCAAGAUUUCUCUGAGAAGUAUCAGAUGACAAGUUUGAUCCUUAACGGAAAAGCUGUGUGCUGCAUGCAUAUGGGGAAUUUUGACGAAGCUGAGUCACUAUUACUAGAAGCACUGAACAAGGAUGCAAAGGAUCCAGAGACACUGGCUAAUCUGGUUGUGUGCAGCCUUCACCUUGGGAAAUCAUCUUCACGCUACUUGAACCAGCUGAAACUGUCACAUCCGGACCACAUGCUUGUCAAACGCUCAUCAUCUGCUGAAGAAAGUUUUGACAGAGCAGUUCAAACAAUUGCUUGAUGAAUGUUGGGGGAACUGAUAUCCACUAGGCAACUGGUUUUUGUCAAAUCUCAGGCCUUUUCAGAUAUGUUUUGUGGAUGUUGUCUUAACUACUUCUUAUUGGAAAAGAAUCUGUGAUGAGAAUUUGCUGUCAGAGCCUUUUCAGAUACUAGAAGUGUAUUUUUUGUCCCUUUUCUCUCCUGAGCUUCUUGAUUGUGAAGAUAUAUAGAACAAUGUUUGUUGGAGUCACUUCUAAAGUUCCAUUCAAAGUAAAGUUUUCUUCAGUUUCUGGUGAUUAUAUAUGUAUGUACCUUGAAUGAUAUCACCUAGUCAGUUGCUUUUACGGUAUUCA